This is a messenger RNA of Leishmania braziliensis MHOM/BR/75/M2904, 813 nucleotides long. RefSeq lists its product as hypothetical. The record is from RefSeq and is a predicted model, not a curated record. The transcript has a single exon. The coding region runs from base 1 to 813 and encodes 270 amino acids. NCBI's taxonomy places the organism in Eukaryota, Euglenozoa, Kinetoplastea, Trypanosomatida, Trypanosomatidae.
AUGUCAGCUACUUCCUUUCAACUUAGCGACCGUACGAACGAGACGCCUUCGUCCAACGCCUCGAGUGGCUCCCUGCCGCUUCAAAGCGCCCCUUGUGACGAGGCCACCCGCGCCACGUGCCACGCGAAGCAUCUACACAAUGAAGUGCAACCCCACCUGGACGUGAUUCACCGAGAGCUAGAGGAGCUGAAGCACCGUCGUGAGCGCCUUGAGGCUCAGCGCAAGGAACUGCUCCAGGGCAAGCGUGGAUCCGCGGAGGGACAGCGGACGGGAUGGAUUUCGGGCAGUGUGUCGACGCAUGCGGGCGCAGCGAGAACAAACUCAACUCCCGGUCUUACCGGCGCUCACCCCCGCAGCGAGAUGGAGUCUCUUGCGGCCUGCCCCGCAUCGCACGGAAGUCGUGAGCGGCAUUCAAAAAGCUCCCAUCACGACUCUCUUCUGCUUGCUGGCCUGAGGCCUAUUCCAUCGGAGCAGGAGCGGCGACGUAUGCUAAAAGCGACUCCGCAUCUCGCCAUCAAAAAUGCACUACGCGAUGCGGCCCAGCAAGACAGCACUCUUCUCAUGGGGACUUUCUUGCUAGAAGACAACCCGCAUACGUGUACCUUUAGUCGAGAACGUCGCUUUCGUCCUCUGCUUGGCCAGAGCGGGAAGUACUUCCUCAGCACGGACUUUGCCGCGGAGCAGUGUUUCAAUCGUAGCCACGCACACGCUGUGACGUCUCUGAAGGCAUGGGGUAGCAGUAGUCAGACGCCCGGCCCAGGCGCCUACACACCCCGAUACAGCAAACUUUCGCGUGCACCACGCGCGUACUAG